Nymphaea colorata (pocket water lily) is the source of this 6323-nucleotide messenger RNA. Its product is annotated as protein CHROMATIN REMODELING 5. The coding region runs from base 416 to 5695 and encodes 1759 amino acids. Gene Ontology annotation, cellular component: chromatin; nucleus. Gene Ontology annotation, molecular function: DNA binding; chromatin binding; ATP binding. Gene Ontology annotation, biological process: regulation of transcription by RNA polymerase II; nucleosome organization. The transcript has 31 exons. Lineage: Eukaryota; Viridiplantae; Streptophyta; Magnoliopsida; Nymphaeales; Nymphaeaceae. The record is from RefSeq and is a predicted model, not a curated record.
GCCUCAUUGUGUGGGUGAAAGAAAGGCCUGGACUCUCUCUUUCUCCUCCCUGCCUUUCUUCGGUGAUUCUACGGACGUCGUCGAGCGGAGGACGGAAUCCCCCGCCUCCGUCUACCUUUGCCGGUCUCCACCCAAACCCGUCCGAAAACCGCCGCGACCAAUCCGCGACGUCCUCCUCCAUAAUCACCAACGUGUAAUUCCCCAGAUUCCUCACUCCUCCCCGCACCCUCCGGGGGGUUCUACCCGCCGGAACCCGACCACCUGCCGGAUGGCAGUCGCUCACUCCGACGUGUCUUCAGUGCAUAAUUCGAUUUCUUGCUGCCCUUUAGGACUUUAGGAUAUCAUAUCGGAGAGCGAGUUUCAUUUACUAAUUCAUUCUACAGAAUUCUCUACUUGGAAAGGGAUUCAUGUGUAAAUGGCAUUCUAUAGAAAAUAUACUAAUGGAAGGGAGUCCACUCGCCAAUUACUGGAAGAAAAAGAGCUUGAUCUUAAUAGGGAGAGCAAUGAAGAUUUCCCUGGCCAUUCAGGUAAUGAUGAAACAGGUGCAAGCUCCAGUGAAAAGGAUGCUGAUGGAAAGGCAGAUGAUGAAUACCAAAGUGAGGAAGACGUGCUUGAAGCAGCUAGACCCGAAAAUGGUUUUGUGAAGAAUGAAUUUGGUGGGACACAAAACUCUCAGCCACUAGGACGCAAAACAGCUUUAGUUGGAACGUGGGGUUCUUCUCUCUGGAAGGACUUUCAAGCUCCUUUGUCUCGGGAAGGAUCUGAAGCUGGAAGAGAUUCGAAGUAUGUGGACUCCAGUUAUAAGGCUGAAGAUGGUUUUGAAAACAAUAUUUCUGAUGGGACAUCAGACCAUCUAGACAUGGAAGAUUUUGAUACGUCUAAAGAUCAGGAAGAUUCUCAAAAAGGUCCUGUCGACAUACCUGCAGACGAGAUGUCCUCUGAUGAUUACUAUGAGCAGGAUGGGGAAGAACAGAGUGAGCAAUUUCACUAUAGGGGAACGUGUGAUGCAUCUAAGACUGGGUCCUUGGCAAAAUCUGUUACCAUAAAAAAGAGGGCUUCAAGAAGUUCAGUCGCUACAGAUUCUGACUAUGGGGAUGAUGACUACGAUGAGGAUGAUGAUUGUAAUGAAGAAGAUGGUGAUGACCCUGAGGAUGCUGAUUUUGAUCCUAAUUAUGAUGGUGAUCAAGGCGGUGGCACUAGGCAGGAGUUAUCAAGUGAUGAUUUUGAUGAAGGAGAGGAAAAGGAUGGUGAUUUUGAUAUGUUAGAGGAGAUUGAUGAGGAAGCGUUUGAAUUUGGCAGUAACAAGAAAAGAAAAAGGAAAACAAAAUCGAAGUCCUCUAAAGGAGCCAAACCUUUUCCAGUGGCUGCUCGACAGAAAAGGAGGGCAGCAUAUUCAGAAGAGGAAGACUCAUCAGCAGAAGAUUCAGAAGAGGACAGUGAUGAAGACUUUGACCUUGGGAACAGGCAGGCAUCUCAUCUUCGUAAGAAGAAUGGGAACUGUUCCACUGUACCUGAAAAUAGCUUAGCACAUUGUAGGGAGUUGAGGACUUCUAGGAGGCCAGUGCGUAAGGUUUCCUAUGCUGAAAGUGAAGAAAGUGAAGACACAAAUGAAGACAAAGUGAAGAAAUCUCAGAAGGUUUCACCAGAGGAUGCUGAAGAAGAAGAAGAUGGUGAUGCAAUUGAGAAGGUUUUAUGGCACCAAGCGAAAGGUGUGGCACAUGAUGCAUUGGCAAAUGGUAGAUCAUCACUGCCAGUUGUGUCUAACUUUUUGUUAGACUCUGAAUUGGAUUGGGAGAAUGUGGAAUUCUUCAUAAAAUGGAAAGGCCAGUCCUAUAUGCAUUGUCAGUGGCAACCACUUUCUGAACUUCAAAAUCUUAGUGGCUUCAAGAAGGUCUUAAAUUAUAUGAAGAGAGUGAAAGAGGAAAGAAACUUUAGAAAGGCAUUAUCACGUGAAGAGGUUGAGGUUCAUGAUGUUAACAAGGAAAUGGAGUUGGACCUUCUAAAGCAGUAUAGCCAGGUAGAAAGAAUAUUUGCAGAUAGGACCUCAAGAGGUGGUUCUGAUGAAGAGGCACAGGAAUAUUUAGUCAAAUGGCAGGGACUGCCUUAUUCUGAAGCAACUUGGGAGAAAGAUACUGAAAUUGCUUUUGCUCAAGAUGCCAUUGACGAGUACAAGGCUCGCGAAGCAGCAAUGACAGUUGUUGGGAAAACUGUGGAUUCACAGAGGAAAAAAAGCAGAGCCAGCUUACGCAAACUUGAUCAGCAGCCUGAUUGGUUGAGAGGAGGUAAACUUCGUGACUACCAGCUUGAAGGCUUGAAUUUUCUGGUCAACAGCUGGAGAAAUGAUACAAAUGUCAUUUUAGCUGAUGAAAUGGGUCUGGGUAAGACUGUUCAAUCUGUUUCAAUGCUUGGUUUUCUACAGUACACACAACAAAUACAUGGGCCAUUUCUUGUAGUAGUCCCAUUAUCAACUAUAACAAACUGGGCUAGAGAGUUCCGGAGGUGGCUUCCUGAUAUGAAUGUAGUCAUGUAUGUUGGAAACCGCGCUAGUCGAGAAACCUGUCAGCAGUACGAGUUCUAUACAGAUAAGAAAAGUGGUCGAAACAUUAAAUUCAAUGCUUUAUUGACCACAUAUGAGGUGGUAUUGAAAGAUAAGGCUGUGUUCUCCAAGAUCAAGUGGAAUUAUCUUAUGGUGGAUGAGGCUCAUAGGCUGAAAAAUAGUGAAGCUUCACUAUAUACAACUCUUUCAGAAUUGAGCACCAAGAAUAAGCUGCUUAUCACAGGUACACCAUUGCAGAACAGUGUGGAGGAGUUAUGGGCACUACUACAUUUUCUGGAGCCUGAGAAGUUUAAGAACAAGGAAAUGUUUGUUGAAAGAUACAAAAAUCUGAGCUCGUUUGAUGAGAUUGAGCUCGCCAGUCUUCAUAAAGAGUUGCGGCCUCACCUUCUUCGAAGAGUUAUCAAAGAUGUUGAGAAGUCACUGCCUCCAAAGAUUGAGCGGAUACUUCGAGUUGAAAUGACUCCUCUUCAGAAGCAAUACUACAAGUGGAUUUUAGAGAGGAACUUUCAUGAUUUAAACAAAGGAGUGCGUGGUAAUCAGGUUUCUUUGCUUAAUAUUGUUGUGGAGUUGAAGAAGUGCUGCAACCACCCAUUUCUGUUUGAAAGUGCAGAUCAUGGCUACGGUGGGGAUGGAAACCUCAAUGACAGUUGUAAAGUUCAAAGGAUCAUUAUGAGUAGCGGGAAGCUUGUUAUACUCGACAAACUUCUGAUUAGGUUACGUGAGACGAAACAUCGCGUUUUGAUUUUUUCGCAGAUGGUUAGAAUGUUGGAUAUACUUGCGGAAUAUUUGUCAUUGAGAGGGUUCCAGUUUCAAAGGCUUGAUGGUAGUACAAGGGCUGACCUUCGCCACCAGGCCAUGGAUCAUUUUAAUGCACCUGGGAGUGAGGAUUUUUGUUUUCUUCUAUCAACACGUGCUGGUGGAUUAGGAAUCAAUCUUGCCACAGCAGAUACUGUUAUAAUCUUUGAUUCAGAUUGGAACCCACAAAAUGAUUUACAGGCAAUGAGUAGGGCUCAUAGGAUUGGCCAGCAAGAAGUUGUUAACAUAUACCGGUUCGUCACAAGCAAAAGUGUUGAAGAAGAUAUCCUGGAACGUGCUAAGAAGAAGAUGGUUCUUGAUCACCUGGUUAUUCAAAAACUCAAUACGGAAGGCAGACUUGAAAAGAAAGAAGCAAAGAAGGGCAGUUCAAUGUUUGACAAGAAUGAGCUGUCAGCAAUUCUGAGGUUUGGUGCUGAGGAACUAUUCAAGGAAGACAGAAAUGAUGAGGAGAACAAAAGGAAUCUUGAGAAUAUGGAUAUUGAUGAGAUCCUGGAAAGGGCAGAGAAAGUGGAGUCUAAAGAAAGUGAAGGGCAGGAAGGCGCUGAAUUGCUAAAUGCUUUUAAGGUUGCCAAUUUCUGUAAUGCUGAAGAUGAUGUGACAUUUUGGAGUCGAUUGAUCCAGCCAGAGGCAGUGACUCAAGCUGAAGACGCAUUGGCUCCCCGUGCUGCGAGAAGUAAUAAAAGCUAUGUUGAAGCCGAGCAGGCUGAGAGGACUGUUAAAAGGAAAAAACGUGGCUCUGAUUUAAAUGAAAAAUUGCCAAGACGGAAUACCAGGGCUUCAGAUGCUUCAACUCAGUUUCCAGCAAUUGAGGGGGCAGCUGCUCAUGUUAGGGACUGGUUUGGUGGCAAUAUCUCCAAGAAGGAUGCUAAUGCUUUCGUCCGUGCGGUCAAAAAGUUUGGAGAUGCAAGUCGUAUCGAUUCUAUAGUGGCUGAAGUUGGUGGAGGUAUUGAAUCUGCUUCACCUGAUGCUCAGAUAGGACUUUUUGAGUUGUUGAUGGAUGGUUGUAAAGAAGUAUCAAGAGGAAAGAAUGAAAUCAAGGGGAUGCUAUUGGAUUUUUUUGGUGUUCCUGUGAAAGCUCAAGAGUUGCUUGAUCGUGUGCAAGAACUUCAGUUACUUGCAAAGCGUAUAAAGAGGUAUCAAGAUCCAUUUGCACAAUUCCGUCUGAAAACACAUCCUCGAGACCCAGCAUGGUCAAAAUCUUGUGGCUGGAAUCAAGUUGAUGAUGCUAGGCUGCUUUUGGGAAUACAUAUUCAUGGAUAUGGUAACUGGGAAAAGAUAAGACUUGAUUCAAGGCUUGGUCUAACAAGUAAGAUAGCUCCAGCAGGACUUACUGCUUCUGCAACAUUACUUCCUCGUCCACCCAGCUUGGAUGCACGUGCCUCUGCACUCCUACGGAAGGAAUUUGAAAUCGUUAGUGGCAAGAACUUAAAGAUGGAUUUGACCAGCAAGUCUUCAAAAGGAGAGAAGGCAAGCCUUCUUAAUGUAAGCUUCCUUGGGGUAAAGGGAAAGUCUGGUGCUGUUAAGACCAAGACUCACAAAGAUAAUAAAGCUGAACCUAGGGUGAAAGAGGAAGGAGAAAUUUCUGAAUCUGAGGACCUGGAAAGGUAUCGCCGGUACAAGGAAAAGAUUGAUCAAGAAACAAAAGAAGAAAAGUGGAGAGAAUGGUGUGCUGAUGUCAUGUCGGAUGAAUUGCGUACACUCAGACGCUUACAAAAGUUGCAGACUACCAGUGAGAAUCUUCCGAAAGCAGAGGUGCUCUCCAAAGUUAGGAAGUAUUUACAAGUUCUUGGCCAUAAAAUUGACCUCAUUGUGCAGGAGCAUGCAAAAUCACAUAAAAAUUAUACCAGAAUGUCCACACGCCUCUGGAACUAUGUUGCUGGAUUCUCGAAUUUGCCAGGGGACCGUCUUUCUCAGAUAUAUUCAAAACUAAAGCAAGAGAGACCAUCUGAAGCCAUGGUUCCUUCUCAACAUUUUGGUGGCUCUGCCCCAGGUCCUAGUGGCAGAGAUGAUGCUGGCAUGUGCACACCUUUUAUCGACAGAGCGUACCAGAAAUCCAUGGGAUUCACGGGAAAUGCUUUCCACAGGGAUCAGGAGACGGGCAAAUCAGAAGCAUGGAAGCGGCGGAGGAGAAAUGACUUUCAGCCAGAUUUCCAAUAUGCAGCAUAUAGGCAGCCAUUUAACAACCCUAAUAGAUUAAGUGAUCCAAGUGCGGCAGGCAUUUUGGGUUCUGCACCAGGUGAUAUUAGGCGCUUUGCCAAUGAGAGAUGGAAGAAGCCUCAGCAGCAGCACCCACCAAUGGGAAACGAGCAAGAGUUCCAAUAAUACUAUAGCAGCAAUGGUAAAUCAGGAGAUCUUCAGGUCCUGUCACCAUUGUUACAAGCCGCUAAUUUUUUUGGAUUACCAAAGCAAUAAACUCGCAAUACGCCAGAGGAAUUGCUGGCAAUCAGUUAAACCAUCUGUCACAGUUGCUUGAAGUGGAGAGCACAGAAGUGAAAUAGUGAACCUGGUAAGGAGCUACAGGAGGCCACUGUUUAUUAUGGAGCAGGAAGACCAGGAUUCUUGAUGGUGGUGGCAGGUGCAGCAUAUGAUAUCCUCUGGAGUUUUUUUGCCUUCGGAGAAUUGAGAGUUCUCAGCAUGGCUUGCACAUUUUUCCAUCGCACCAUGUACAUUAUGCAGCUAAAUUGCAGGAACAGACUGAAAGGCACAAACCUGUAUAAGAGCAUAUCCCGUUUUGUAUGUUGCACUAUGAUAUGCGCGAUCGGCAAAAAAUUUUGCUGAUUUUUAACCCCAGAAAUUUUCCAUUUUUAUUAUUUCCAUCUUCAUGACAGCGGUCUAUUGUAAAUCAUAAUAUGAGCUGUUCAUUCAUUGUCAUCGUUUGUUAGCCAUGGGGAUUUUACAGUACAUAUGUUUAGUUGAUGAAAAAUAAAAUUCGUAUCCGUCUUACCAUGGA